AUGGCGAGCACACUGCCAUACCGACCCUCCAACGACUCCCUGUCUACUAACCCCAAGACCAAUGGACUCCCUCGUCUUUCGCCGGCGCCUUCGUUCCUCGGGCGCUCACCCAGCGCCUCACAUUCCCACCGAUCGUUCCAGCGUUCCUCCACCGACAAUGCGGCGCCCUUCAGGCAGCGCCGAUGCAAGUCACAAUACCCUCUAGACUCGUCGGAGCGCCAUGUGGAGUACAUUCUGGUGGCAUCUUUCCAUAUCGACCGGGGUCCGAUCAUGGAGCAUCAAUACCCCGCUGCUAUUAGUGGUGACGAGAGCAUGUUGGCGGAGCUGAUGCUUCCAGAUCAGACCCACGUCCGAAGUCAGGAUUGGACGAUAUUCUUCUUGCACAAGGACACAAGCGGCGAUGAUGACGACGAUGAAGAGGGUGGAAAGAAAAAAAAGAAGCGAAAGUCAAAAUACCGUACGAAUGAGGAGGGCGCGGAUAUUCAGCACGAAAAUCCAGACGAUGUCGACGACAGCAGUGAAGACGAUGACGAUGACGAGGGCGGAGAAGGUCCGCCCUUGAUGUAUGUGCUGAACUUGGUAAAUACCAAGCAAGAUAAUACUGUCCGACGUGGUGCGGUUGUCAAGGCCAUGGCGAUUUGCACCAGGCAUUCGUUUCUUCACAUCUAUAAACACUCGAAGACUACUUCAAGUCCCCCCUACCCCGAAACGCUUGCUUCGCUCUACGAUGCCGUCAACAACAUGGAUCUUUCGCUCAUGCCCAAAAUGUCGAUCCUCGAGCGCUCUAUCUUACAGUCAAGCAACACAAAGGAGAUGUUUAUUGAGAAAUUCGAGCAAAUGAUUCGUCAACGGGAAGAAGAAGAGACAGAUGCUAGCGAGUGCCCACCAUCACCGAAGAAAAUGGCCCGCCACAUUCUACCGCGGGACACGCACGAGUUCGAGUCGAAGGUGGUCUAUCACGAUAUACCGAUCCCCGUCAAAAUCCCAACCGUGAUCUGGCCCGAGACCGUUGGCGAUUUCUCUCUCGUCAAACUGAUUCAGACCUUCGCCGGACCGCAUGCUACCUCUCCACAACCUUUCCCGAGCCACCCUCAUCUAACCACCAGCGGCCCAUUUACACAUCCCAUCAUUGUUCUCGUCAAUGCUAUUCUCACUCAAAAACGUGUUAUCUUCCUGGGCCACAACAGGCCCUCGGGCGAAGUGGCCGAGGCGGUCCUCGCAGCCUGCGCACUUGCAUCUGGUGGAAUCCUUCGUGGAUUUACUAGACACGCAUUCCCCUAUACUGAUUUAUCCAAAAUCGACGACCUCCUCAAAGUACCCGGCUUCAUUGCCGGUGUAACAAACCCCACUUUUGCCAAUCAUCCAGAGUGGUGGGAUGUCAUGUGCGACCUUCCGACAGGCCGUAUGAAGAUCUCGAGUCAUGUCGAGUCUGCACCAGUGACAGAGGGACUAUUAUUCUUCCAGCAGCAGAACGCACUCUUGCCGAACCACAAUUCAAAUGCCAACUCGGACCCUACUGGAGAUAACCUGUUUAUCGAGGACAUCCUCCGCAGUAUCAGCAAUCGACAUGGCGAGAAUGCGAUCCGUGCGAAGUGGCGAGCCUAUAUCACGAAAUUUACUCGGGUAGCUGCAGCCUUUGAAGAAGCUGUCUACGGUGCCUCGAACCUAUACAUCAUUGGCCCCGGAGAGGAACUAUCUCCCGACAGUCCUACCGGCCAACAAACAGAUCCAGCAGACCCAUCAUCCCUCCGAGGCCAUGGAUAUGUCUGGUCUGACGAAACGGCCAAGCAGCGCGAACUCUCAGCCUCGGUAUCGAGAAUUGAAGGCUGGCGCAACACCCGAUCCUACUACUCCUACAUCCAAGACAUUGCAAGCAUGUACUCCGCCGUCCGACCUAUCCAACGGCCAGAUCUUUUCCACCACCAUGACCGCCUGCGAUCUCUCAAGCUAUCCCACGCCGACUCAGCCGCCAUUUACCUCGCACUAUCUCAUGUAGUCAGGGACUACGCCGGCAUCUGUCAGCUGCUGGUAGUUGCGCCGGAGAACCAAGCGGGGCUAUUCUACCUCAGCAUGGGCCUUUUCCACCCGGACCAAGUCGUCCGCGAAGCAACGGUAGAAAUCCUCGACCGCAUCGCAAUUCACCCAGCCGGACGCCAUUUCUGGACCCAUCUAAGCCGGUUCACCAAAUUGGCAUAUUUCCGAGUCAAACGGGACCGAGACGUGGCCCAAAGCCCCACCUCGGGCGUUGGCUCGCCCACUUUGACCAAUCCCGGUGCCAGUUUCGGCGGCGAGCCGCAAAGUCUAGUCGGCGUUGCGCUCGGAGAUGGUUCUUCCUCACGGAAGAGCUGA
Molecule: messenger RNA, 2349 nt
Organism: Penicillium waksmanii
Lineage: Eukaryota; Fungi; Ascomycota; Eurotiomycetes; Eurotiales; Aspergillaceae
Product: AFI1/MesA family protein
Exons: 3
Coding region: 1-2349 (782 amino acids)
Biological process (GO): actin cortical patch localization
Cellular component (GO): plasma membrane
Source: RefSeq, a predicted model, not a curated record